Phytophthora infestans T30-4 is the source of this 858-nucleotide messenger RNA. RefSeq lists its product as uncharacterized. Bases 1 to 858 code for a protein of 285 amino acids. The transcript has 4 exons. NCBI's taxonomy places the organism in Eukaryota, Oomycota, Peronosporomycetes, Peronosporales, Peronosporaceae. The record is from RefSeq and is a predicted model, not a curated record.
AUGAGCUGGCUGUGGGGAAACGAGACGACAGAGCAGGCGCAGUUCGUGGUGAGCGCUCUGCAGAGUGAGCUGGAUGAGCGCGAGAGCAAGAUAAAGGCGUUGGAGGCGGCUCUGAAGCGCGAGCAGCAGGAUAUGACGUCACUGCUGGAAGACGAGGUGAAGGAGCUGGAGGCACGACGUAAAACUAUCGAGAAGGAGCUGGCGGGUGUGGACGCGCUCAUUAAAGAGAAACAGAAGCUCAUCCAGAAGAGUAAGAGCGACGGGCUUAAGAAGAAAAAGAAGAGCAAAAAGAGCAAAACACCCGUCAGCCAAGAAGAAACAACAAAAGAAGAAGAAGGAAGCGAGUCGACAGAGGACGCGAAGGUGUUGCCCAUGGACAAGAACUUGAAGAUGGUGGCCAAGGAGGAGCCCAAUGUGGCUUUCAUCAUCCAACGCAGCAAUAACUCGAACACAGUGGUGUACGCUGCCUGCAAGUCUUCGAACGGCAAGUCUCUGGACCCGACGACACCGAUCAAGGUGUACUGGAUUAUGUACGAGAAGGACGGCAAUCCUCGAGAGGAUCUUAACAUGAUCGAGCGUAACACAGCGUACGGUGUUUCCUCCAAGCCGUCCGAUGUGCCGGGCGAACACUUGGCGAGCGUCGCGUCGCUACGGGACCGUGACUGCGUGUUGCGUCUGGACAAACACGGCAAUGUGAUGGCGCUGACUACAAUCAACGGAAAGAAAGGGAUGAUCUUACGGCGUGUGUUCGUGCAGAUGACCACGAGUUGGGGCAUCCCGACGGUGGACCACGUGGACAUCUUCGGCGUGGAUCCCGUCACCUUGGAGCCUGUGUACGAGAAGAAGAAGAACAAGUAA